Messenger RNA from Penicillium verhagenii, 2013 nucleotides. Its product is annotated as putative copper amine oxidase. Lineage: Eukaryota; Fungi; Ascomycota; Eurotiomycetes; Eurotiales; Aspergillaceae. The coding region runs from base 1 to 2013 and encodes 670 amino acids. Gene Ontology annotation, molecular function: copper ion binding; primary methylamine oxidase activity; quinone binding. Gene Ontology annotation, biological process: amine metabolic process. The record is from RefSeq and is a predicted model, not a curated record. The transcript has 3 exons.
AUGCUUCACCCGCUCGCUAUCCUAUCCGAAGAGGAGACCAACUUAGCCCGUGACGUUGUCAGGGCCGCUCACCCUGACACCAUUAUUGACUUCCGCGAGAUCUACCUACAAGAACCUCCGAAAGGACAGUUACUCGAAUUUCUAGCCAUCGAGCAUGCCGGUCGCUUGAGUCCGACAACACCUCGCCCCCUACGUCUGGCUUUGUGCCAGUACGAUGUCAUUGGCGCCGACCGAAUCCCCUCCUACCAAGAAUCCGUCGUCGAUGUGGUCACACGCUGCCGAGUCAAGCACCACAUCGUGGGCAAGCAACAUCAUGCAGCGCUCACCUUGUCUGAAUUCGAUACUCUGGUGGAACAGUGCAUGAAAUCCCCUCUGUUUCAGCAGGCGAUCGCAGAAUUUGACCUCCCCGCGGGAUUUGAGGUGGUGAUCGAGCCUUGGCCGUAUGGUGGCUUGGACAAUACCGAGGAAAACCGGCGUUACUUCCAAGCACUGUGCUUCGCCCAAGACAAACGCUCUGGCAAUGAAGAUUCCAACUUCUACUCGUUCCCCCUUCCCGUCAUCCCAGUUAUGGAUGCCCAUACACAACAGAUCAUUCGGGUGGAUCGACCUGCCACUGGUGGUAAGGAAGAUGGUCUUGUGGAGCAAACCUUUAAGCGCGAUAUCAUCGGGCACUGCAAACCGUCUGAAUACAUCCCCGAACUUCUUCCUGGGGGAACACGAAAGGAUCUGAAGCCAUUAAAUGUCGUUCAACCUGAAGGGCCCUCCUUCCGGGUUACAAACGACUCUCUUGUGGAGUGGCAAAAAUGGCGUUUCCGUGUUGCCUUCAAUCCGCGUGAGGGCGCUACUAUUCACGAUGUCUGGUACGAUGAUCGCAGUGUCAUGCAUCGUCUGGCGAUCAGUGAAAUGACCGUUCCCUAUGCUGAUCCCCGACCACCCUUCCACCGCAAGCAAGCAUUCGAUUUCGGCGACGGAGGUGGUGGUAACAUGGCAAACAACUUGUCUUUGGGAUGUGACUGCCUCGGAGUUAUCAAGUACCUUGAUGCAGUAAUGACCCAACCCGACGGUACCGCCCAGAAGAUGCCCAAUGCCAUUUGCCUUCACGAACAGGAUAAUGGCAUCGGCUGGAAGCACUCCAACUGGCGCACCGGUCGCGCUGUCGUUACUCGCCACCGCGAGUUCGUCGUUCAAUUCAUCAUCACCUUGGCCAACUACGAAUACAUAUUCGCCUACAAGUUUGAUCAAGCGGGUGGUAUCACAGUAGAGUCGCGUGCUACUGGCAUCCUCAACGUUGUCAACAUUGAUGCUGGCAAGGUCAGCGAGUACGGAAAUGUCGUCAGUGGUGGUGUCCUAGCUCAGAAUCACCAGCAUAUUUUCUGUGUGCGUAUCGACCCAGCCAUCGAUGGACAGAAGAACUCCGUCGUGGUAGAAGAGUCGCACCCAGUCCCUAUGAAUGCAGUGACCAACCCCAAUGGAAACUUCUACCAGGUUAUCAAGGAGACCGUCAAACGUUCCUCUUGGAUCGACGCUGCACCACAACUGAAUCGGACCAUCAAAAUGAUUAACCCUCGUAAAACAAACCCAAUCAGUGGAAACCCAGUUGGAUACAAGUUCAUUCCCUUGGCCACGCAGACAUUAUUGGCGGACCCAGAAUCAGUACAGGCACGCCGGGCGCAAUUCGCUCAACAUCAUGUCUGGGUUACCAAGUACCGUGACAACGAACUGUACGCAGGUGGUCGAUACACACUUCAAAGUCAGGUCGAAGUUGACGGUGUCUCUGAUGCUGUUCGCCGUGGCGAUGCGGUUGAAGACACAGAUAUUGUGGUAUGGAAUACAUUUGGCAUCACUCACAAUCCUCGUGUUGAAGAUUGGCCUGUCAUGCCCGUUGAAAUAUUCCAGCUCAUGAUCCGUCCUGCUGACUUCUUCACGGCAAAUCCCUCCAUCGACGUGCCCUCCAACAAGAACGGAUCUUCCAGACUGGCUGACUCCGAGUGCUGUAGGAAGGCACACAUAUAA